Endocarpon pusillum Z07020 is the source of this 762-nucleotide messenger RNA. RefSeq lists its product as uncharacterized. The coding region runs from base 1 to 762 and encodes 253 amino acids. The transcript has a single exon. The record is from RefSeq and is a predicted model, not a curated record. Lineage: Eukaryota; Fungi; Ascomycota; Eurotiomycetes; Verrucariales; Verrucariaceae.
AUGUCUGAAAUCCAGCUGACGCAGGCCUUAAGGACUGUAUCUUCGUCUCUUAUCUUCAACCACAUGACGAUCUUGCAACAAUCGAUCCAGCUUCGAGACAGGCGGCGUGUCAGGUGGGACCAGUAUGCUAUGGUAUUUCAAAAAGCUCAUUCCUUCAACAAAUGGAUUAGCUCGGCAGAUUCAAGUCGAAUCAGUAUCAGAAGCACCUUCAAAGACCGCAACAUCCUCAGCGGCUCCCUGACCCUCGCUGUUGAGUACCUCAGAAAGCCCGGUAUAGCCGCCCUGUGGGCUUUGCAAUGCAGAACACAGGCAUAUGAUUCGACUGAGAUCUUGGAGAGCUUGAUCUGUCAAGCCCUAAAAUUGGACUCUGCCUCACACACCGACCUAACUUUCUCGUUCCAACUUCGCCGAUACCUCGAUGCGCAGGGCGACGAGGACUAUUUCAACAUCCUGGCCGAUAUUCUGUCACAUUUCAAACUCAUUUACAUCAUCAUUCAGCUUGAAGCGAUGUUUUUUGAAGCAGCUUCCCGAUUCCAGCGCCAUCUUGACGGUUUGCUGGACAGGUUCAAAACACGUGCUCCAGGACCCAUAUUGAAAAUACUUGUUGCAAGCUCUGGCCCGUUGGUAUCCCCUCCGCAAGUACGCAACCAGCAAGUUCUGCGGAUCGGUGGUAAAAAGCAACUGAAGAAAUACACGACGCGCAGUACCUCGCUCGCACCAUUGAAAUGUCGACAGUCCUGCGAUCAUUCUCCAGACGAUUGA